This is a messenger RNA of Drosophila sechellia, 380 nucleotides long. RefSeq names its product gonadal protein gdl-ORF39 (gene gdl-ORF39). The record is from RefSeq and is a predicted model, not a curated record. Bases 23 to 142 code for a protein of 39 amino acids. Lineage: Eukaryota; Metazoa; Arthropoda; Insecta; Diptera; Drosophilidae. The transcript has 2 exons.
CGCCUUAUUCUAACUUAUCGAUAUGUGGGCAGCCAAACUGAUUGUGGUCACACUGCUGCUGCUGCAUUUGACAGCCCUGGCGCUCAGCUGUUCGUGCGGCGAAGAGGCGAAUUUGGAGUGCGGUUGCACAAAACAUCACUAAAAACACAAAUACUUGGAAAUAUUACACAAAUUAUUGUAAAUAGAUAGAAAUUCACAAUUUAGUUAAGAUGGCGGACAUAACGGCAACCAGCGAAGGUAGUUCUAACACCAGUGAGGCAGUAGUGGAGCAUCAGCAGCCAACUUCGGAGUUUUUGCAGCGCAAAAUCUAUUUUUUGGUGGACCAAUUGCGAACUUACCAUUCGGAACUACCCGAAAACCUGCAGACUCGCAUUUCCUAC